UAUUCCUGGCUGCUAUGGGUCCUCCAGGUGGCGGACGAAACGAAAUCACUACUCGCUUUACCCGACACUUGAACGUCCUCGGCGUAAAUGAGUCUGAUGAUGCCACAAUGAGCCGCAUCUUCACAGUCAUCGUUGACAUUCACUUCAACCGGGGUUAUGAGGCCCAUUUCCAACGUCUGAGCAAGGUAAUGGUCCAAGCAACUCUGCAAGCUUAUAAGGCCGCAAUGAACUCCUUCCUACCCACACCCGCCAAAUCACAUUAUGUCUUCAACCUUCGAGAUUUCGCUCGUGUAAUUCGAGGCACACUUCUCGUUCCCCCCGCCCAGCUGAAGGAAGCAGAAAAACUUAUUCGCCUCUGGGUACACGAAGUAAGUUUAAGUUUCUCUAUUUGCAGCCAUGCGAUUAGUUUGUUCAUUCACCAGCAUUAA
This is a messenger RNA of Dibothriocephalus latus, 428 nucleotides long. Lineage: Eukaryota; Metazoa; Platyhelminthes; Cestoda; Diphyllobothriidea; Diphyllobothriidae. The record is from the annotation of a GenBank genome assembly.